Penicillium alfredii is the source of this 1560-nucleotide messenger RNA. RefSeq names its product copper fist DNA-binding domain-containing protein. The record is from RefSeq and is a predicted model, not a curated record. Gene Ontology annotation, molecular function: RNA polymerase II cis-regulatory region sequence-specific DNA binding; copper ion binding; DNA-binding transcription factor activity, RNA polymerase II-specific. Gene Ontology annotation, biological process: positive regulation of transcription by RNA polymerase II; intracellular iron ion homeostasis; intracellular copper ion homeostasis. Gene Ontology annotation, cellular component: nucleus. Lineage: Eukaryota; Fungi; Ascomycota; Eurotiomycetes; Eurotiales; Aspergillaceae. The coding region runs from base 1 to 1560 and encodes 519 amino acids. The transcript is spliced from 3 exons.
AUGCCCCUCGACGAAGAAGGCGCCAAGUGGUCCUGUGAACCAUGCAUUCGCGGCCAUCGAUCCUCAAAAUGCCAGCACUUCGACCGACUCAUGAUGAAAGUUCCCAAGGCUGGCCGCCCACUAGCCAAGUGCCCUCAUCCCAAGGGAACCUGCAGCUGUCAGAAGACGUACGCAGUCAUGGUCCGGAUCCCCAAAGGCUCGACUUGUCUAUGCCGCCCCCUCUACGAGGUUCCCGUGGGUGUCAACGAGUCGGCCAAGUCUCCCGCCCCGGUGUCGUCUCCGGCCAGCAAAGUUCAAAAGCCGGGAAGAAGACAGAGUAAUAUACAAGCAGCACCCGAAAGCAUAGCAAAGGCAUUAGAUGCCAUGCCUCCGAAUCUGAAAUUCGAAAAUGGGACGCCAAGCUAUCAACCGGGCUUUUCCGGUCAAGAUAACUCUCACGCGGCCACCCCAAAUCACAACAACCAACCUUCACCCCCAUCGCAGGAAUCGGUCGAAGGUGAUAUGCAGCCACCGAAAGCUAGCUGCUGUUCUCAAAAGCUCCAAGAACCAAACCCGACUCAGAAUGGAGGAUCUUGCUGUGGGAGCUCCACUGUAUCUUCGAAAAAUACCUCGGUCUCGAAUUCGGAAGAACAGAAGCCCACUCAACCCACCUGGAAUGACAUGUCUCACAUGCAAUUUUCAGCGCCACAAAUUCCAUGGCAGAGUCCUCCGGUCCACACCAAUGGGCAAUUCAUGCAACCAUACGGUCAAGCUGCGCCUGCAUUUUAUAUGAAUGGUUACACGCAAAAUGUGUCAUCAUCGCCGUCUAUGGUGUACCCGGGUCAGAUGAACGGGCUUGGGAUUACACAACCUCCCAUGGGAUCAUUUCAAUCAAACCACACACCGAAUCCGACCUUUCCACCAUCCACGGCACUUGGCGGCGACUGUCAUGAUUGCCACUGUGGAGACGACUGUCAAUGUUUGGGAUGUGCCACCCAUCCGUUCAACAACACGACUCGUCAACAUGUCCAGGAAAUGGGAGUGAUGAUUACCUCCAACGGUGACGAUCAGAACCCGGAUGCCACUGCCAAUGCGUACCACUCGCCCUUCCCGGGAAGCACCGCCGCAUCCCCAUUGAACUUUUUCGUGCCCAACACCCCCUCGUUGGACCAACAUGCCAUCGAUACCUACGCAGAUCCUAGAUCAAACCUACCAAGCGGCUAUUCUUCUCCUCUGUCGGCUGGACAAACACUCAACCAGCAGCUGAUGCACCCUUCCGAGUACUACACACUCGAGUACCCCGUGGGCCUGCCAAGUACUUGUUCCGACGUCACGGGCAGCUGCCAAUGUGGCAGCGACUGCAGCUGCAUCGGUUGCCUCACGCAUAGCGGCCACAACGGCGUCCCUCUGGAUGCACCCAUCCCCGAAUCUUCCGUGGCGGAGCCCGCACGACAGGAAAGCUCAUCCCAUGCCCCGCCCCAGACGAGUUCAGCCCCGUCCCACACAUAUCGAAUCCCCGUGUUGGAAAAUGUCUCAGUGCCAUGCAUGAGUCCGCAGACCUUGGAGACAUCCAUAAUCUGA